Mesitornis unicolor (brown roatelo) is the source of this 474-nucleotide messenger RNA. RefSeq names its product transmembrane protein 159 (gene LDAF1). The record is from RefSeq and is a predicted model, not a curated record. NCBI's taxonomy places the organism in Eukaryota, Metazoa, Chordata, Aves, Mesitornithiformes, Mesitornithidae. The transcript is spliced from 4 exons. Bases 1 to 474 code for a protein of 157 amino acids.
AUGUCUAAAGAAAUGCAAGAGCUGCAGAAGGAAUGGCACUCCAUUAUGCAGUCCAUCCACAGCAACUCAAAUGUUGUUGCAUUUAUGAAUUCUCGUCUUGGACAAUAUUUAGAUGACCAUCCUUUUGUUGCCUUGUCACUCCUGGUGUUUAUUGCAGUGUCUGCUAUUCCUGUUGCAUUUUUCCUGAUUUUUGUUGUUAUAACAGCCAUAAUGGCCUGUAUUGGUGUGAUAGUCGUGGAAGGUGUUGUAAUCGCCAUAGGUGGCAUGUCGCUCCUUUGUGUGCUGUGUGGCCUGGGUGCACUUUCAGUGGGAGUUUCUGGAGUACUGAGUAUUUGUUAUGUUGUUCUUUCAACUCUGAUGAACUACUGGUAUGCUUCAAGGAGUCAGAUAAGGAAGGAAGAAGUUAAUGGAAGUUUGCCGCAGAAUAGUCCUCCUGUCUUGAAUCUUUCUGCCAGUAAUGGAAAGAAUGAGUGA